AUGAUAGGCCUACGGCCCUCCAAGUUCUUCUGGUCGCUCGUGGAGCGGCCCCCCGCCGCAGUCCCCGAAAUGCUCCAGCGUGCCAGUCAAUUCGUCGCCGCGGAGACUUGGAUGGCUGGGAAGCGGGAGGAUCACAAAAAGGUCAAGUCAGAGCCGCCCCGACAGCUACAACCCCUCGCCUCCUGGCGGAGGACUGACAGACCCGAAUCAAGACCUCCUCCUCCCGCCUUGAAUUUGUCCCGAACCGAGAUUUUCCUGCACGAGAAGGGGAAGGGGCUGCUCAAGGACCCUCACCCGAUGAGGAACCCGCGAGAGCUCACGGACCGUUCAAGAGGACACCUCGGCCAGUAUCUCCGGCCGAACAAGGAGCGGUCACCCCGACCGGAGGGCCCCGUCGAGCGACACGUCGAUGUGAUAGCCGGGGGCCCUGCAUCUGGGGGCGGCUCCAUGUCGGGCAGAAAGGCGUAUGCCCGAGCCGCUCUCGACGAAACCUCAGGACGCGAUCCCGAGCCCGAGAUUACCUUCUCGACCGGAGCUUCCGAGCUCCCCGAUCAUGACGACGCCUUAGUGAUAUCGGACAGGGUAGCCAACGCGCAAGUGAGGAGAAUCAUGGUCGACACGGGAAGCUCGGCCGAUAUACUUUACUUCGACGCCUUCCAGAAGCUGGGUUUGGCCAGAGAAAGUUUGAGCCCGAUGUGCUCGACGCUCACCGGCUUCACGGGAGAUUCAAUAUCACCCUUGGGAGCUGUUACUUUGCCCUUGACUCUGGGGACCCCAUCGAGGUCGAAAACAGUGAUGACCACAUUCUUGGUGGUCGACCUUCCCACCGCCUACAAUGCCAUACUCGGCCGGCCGACCCUCAACAAGGUCAGGGUCGUCGUCUCAACCUACUACCAGACCAUCAAAUUCCCAACUCGUGCGGGAGUCAGGGAAGUCACGGGAAGCCCCCGAGAGUCUAGGCGGUGCUACCUUACCGCCCUCUCAUUGGGAAAGAGAGCCAAGACCGAGGCACCCCUGGAAGACCCAUGGGAAGCGAAAAAACUAGCUCCUCAUCCCGAGCCGAAGGGAUCCACUAUUGACGUACCCUUGCGAGAGGCUCGGCCUGACCAGGCGAUCAAGGUCGGAUCAGAGCUGCCCGAGCGGGAGCAGGAACGACUCGUCGGGCUCCUACGGGAAAAUGCCGACAUCUUUGCCUGGUCCCCAUCAGACAUGACGGGUAUAGACCCGGAGGGUCGUGGAGCAUCAUCUCAAUAUCCCACCUGA
This is a messenger RNA of Musa acuminata subsp. malaccensis (wild Malaysian banana), 1263 nucleotides long. The record is from RefSeq and is a predicted model, not a curated record. NCBI's taxonomy places the organism in Eukaryota, Viridiplantae, Streptophyta, Magnoliopsida, Zingiberales, Musaceae.